Molecule: messenger RNA, 2787 nt
Organism: Colletotrichum acutatum
Lineage: Eukaryota; Fungi; Ascomycota; Sordariomycetes; Glomerellales; Glomerellaceae
Exons: 3
Coding region: 1-2787 (928 amino acids)
Biological process (GO): regulation of transcription by RNA polymerase II
Cellular component (GO): transcription regulator complex
Molecular function (GO): DNA-binding transcription factor activity, RNA polymerase II-specific; RNA polymerase II cis-regulatory region sequence-specific DNA binding
Source: RefSeq, a predicted model, not a curated record
AUGGAGCACCCGCGCCCUGUGCUUCCCUCUCAACGCUACUCCCCUUCCCCAGUCUACAGCUACGAUAGCAGACGAUGCACGCCAACUGGGCGGCAGCCGUUGAGGGAGUCGACGGGCAAUGUCCAGUCCGCCGGCUCUCACUUAGGAAGCCUCGCAUCGUCAUGCCGUAAUAGCCCACUUGGGCUCUUCUCACCGAGCCUGACGAGCAUACCCACUCCACCCAUCGUACCAUCGCAGGCUGGCUCUACCUACAGGAGCAGCAGCAGCCUGAGAAGGCCAGAUGCUCUCCACAUGGCCAGAAGGGCACGACAUGACAUCAACCCCAUCUACUAUGCCCCCGAGUUCCGGCCUUACCGGGACAAGCAGGACCAGAAGGAUCCCAACGAGAAGCAGAUCUGGCCUCGUGUGUUGGAAGAUGCCUUCCUCGACUCACUGCUCAUCAUCCCGCAUAUGGGUAGAAAGAAGUACAGCAUGCAGGGCAAGCAGUUUGGGCGUAACAUGCUCAUCAGCGAGUACCUGUGGAUCGCGUACUGCUGCAGCUUGCAGCCAGGACAAAAGGCAGAGGAGAGAAAGAGAAAGCAAGUCUCCAGCCACAUUCAAGUGGUCAAGAAGAUGUUUGAGAAGCACCGAUGCUACCACUUCUUUUUCGUCAAGGACCCUGAUAAAAGCGAGGCCCGUCUCAAGGACAACAUGGAGAUUGCCUCCUUCAAGGACAACCCGGUCCUGGUUGCCCUCGCCGAGGGUCGUCUUCCAGACGUGCGUCCCAACUACGAGUACUUUGCCCAGAUCCUUGCCAUGGACUCUCUUGUGGUCAUGAGGCCCAAGACUGCUUGGAUCUUCGUCGCUUCCUCCAACGUCAGGAUGGAAGAGAACGGAGACGCCUAUGACCAAAAUGGCAAGCCUCUCGACCCUGACUACUACCCCCACUUGGAGAAGAACAUGCACAAGGAAGACGGUCUCUCCAGAGGCCUCAACGGUAGUGUUCUCCUACACGAGUACAAUCGCGAAUUGGCGCAGAAGGAAUCCGCAGCUGUCACUGAGAUGUCCCAGGAAUGGGAAGCCAAGUUCCCCCCCUUGCACAAAUCACUCGAGCACGCCAUCCAGGAAAACAAGUGGCUUGACAUCUUGGAGAUGACCGUCACGCUCGAGAUCCAUCCCCGCAGCAACUUCCCCGCCGGAUCCGAGCUCAACGGCUUCGUUGAGCUAAGCAUUUCCCAGCCCGCGCUCCAGAACCACCGCUGGAAGUGCGUCACCAAGCUGGCGAGGCCCGAAGAGCUCCGCCGAGCCGAGAACGAGCCCUGCAUCAUUGAGCAGACGAGCGAGGUCGGCGUGCAGUACACUCACCGUCCCGGAUGCCAGGAGAGCAAGUUUGAGUGCGAUUGCCGUAGCCGUCCUAGACAGGACGUCCGCGUGCCCUUCCCCGCGGCCGAGUGGGCUAGCAUCCUGAGCACGUGUGCCGGCUACCUCGAGCCCGUCGACAACAAGAAGAUUGAGGACGACGAGGAGAGAGCCAAGGCCGCGGAAGACGCCGCCCUCGAAGCUGAGCGUACCACGGCGGAGCUGAUCCAGCAGGUCGGCAUGUUCCAGGAGCUGUGGUCUGCCCCGCCCGACAACUCUGACCGCCGCAACUGGGUGCGCCGUGGCAUCAUUCUCUGGAAGUUCCGCACAAUCCACGCCUUUGAUGACAAGUGGAACCCCAUCUUUGAGAAGCCCGCGCCGCAGAAGGGCAGGAAGCCCGCCGAAGAGGACGGCGAAGACCAGAGCUCAUCAUCCCGACGGGGAAGCCGAUCAAAGCGCGUCUUCAAUCCUCCCGGCACGACUUGGCGCUUCCUCACGGCCCUAGACCCCGUCUCCUCGGCGCAUCAGCAGAACGUCUGCGUCAACCCGGCAUCUGGCCCGAGCCGGGAGAUUCUCAUGGCACCGACACCUCCCUACUCUCACCACCUCGCUGCCGUCAUGAACGACAACAUGAGCAACGCUUGGGAAUCCGUCACCAUGCCGGGCCAGCUACCAAGCCUGGCAUCCACCGGAACACUCGGGCUUAUGGACAACUACUCACAUGGACUCGCAACACCUCCACCGACUGCCUCCCUCAAUUCGUCAUACGCAAGCAGCUACGAUGGCAGUCAUGAAUUGGCCGGCGGACACCACCAUCACCAGCUUGAUAUGUUCACCGCUGCGGCCUGCACGAGCUCCAUGGACAACCAGGCCAUCGUCGCUGACAUGUCAUCUGCUGCUCCCGAUCCGUACCUCUCGGCGACUGCGGGCAUCCAAGUUUCAAGCGGUGUACCUGUCGGCGUCUACGACGAGGGCGAGGUCGAGGGCAUCCACGAUUGGGACACGGCGACCUCGUCUUUCCAUGGCCUCCACCAGUGGAACGGCUGGAGCGAGGCGGCGUCAGACCCAAAGACGCAGCAGUGGCAGAACGAGAACCACCGCAGCGCGGCCGCCAACUCCAAUCUCUGGGCCGAGAGCAAGGACCACCACACAUGGAACCAGCAGCCGUGGGCCCAGGCCGUCUCGGCAGUCGCUGCCGUGGCCGGCACAGACGGCAGAUCCGGAUGGUCACCAGUCGACCAACAGCGCAGCAGCGGACUGCCCUCGCUGGAUCAGCUCACCCCGCUCAAGUCGUUGACCGGCAGCAGGAAGAGGGCGCGCUCCAACAGCCUCGACAUGGAGAACAGGGAGAACUACCCUGCAUCAUCGAUCCAGAAGCUGGUGCACCAUCGAGCGCCGGCAGCAGUGAUGGACGAGGCUGGUGGUCACGGACACCGCAACUGGGAGUGA